Messenger RNA from Varanus komodoensis (Komodo dragon), 4189 nucleotides. It is a transcript of the gene GTF3C2, whose product is annotated as general transcription factor IIIC subunit 2. The transcript has 19 exons. The record is from RefSeq and is a predicted model, not a curated record. Gene Ontology annotation, cellular component: transcription factor TFIIIC complex. NCBI's taxonomy places the organism in Eukaryota, Metazoa, Chordata, Lepidosauria, Squamata, Varanidae. Gene Ontology annotation, biological process: transcription by RNA polymerase III. Gene Ontology annotation, molecular function: protein binding. Bases 1 to 3666 code for a protein of 1221 amino acids.
AUGGAGGCUCGCCUGCUGCAUGCCCCAGCUCACCGGAGGCUGCCUCGGCUCGGCCCUGGCCUGGCAGCCAGCGCCCGCCUCGGCAAACCCAGUCGCCAGAGGCCGCGGCGGCCCUCGGUGGGAGGGGCCCGGGUUGCCGGGAGCGGCAUACGCGGGCCAGGGGUCGGGGUGGAAGGCAGCCGCGGGGCGCCGGCCUCGGCCUGCAGCCCAGAGCGGGGCCAGGACGACCCAGCGCCGCCUUCCGUGCGCCCGGCGAGCCUGCAAGGGGGGGGGGCCGCUGCCCGGCCGCCUCGGACGGAGCGCCUCGCGCCCCGCCGGGCCGGCCCGGGGAAGCGCCCCCGCGGCGCCCCGCGUCCCCGCAGGCCUCCCGGCGGCCGAGUAGGCGGCGCGUCACUUCCGGCGGGGCGGGGCGGGGCGGGCUCCGAGACGGCGCCCCGGCCACGUGAGGGCGGAGCGGAUGUGGCGUCGGAAGUGACGUCAGGAGCCAGCGGCGGCCGCCAUCUUGGCUCCGCGGUGCGUUGCUGUGACAGGGGGCGGGCGAGCCCAGCGGCCCGUCCCGGCGUCGUUCCCGGCCGUCCCCGCGGCGCGCCGGCAUGCGGGGCGGGAGGAGGCCGCGGCAGCGGCAGUGAGGCGGCGCUCUUCCCAGCGCGUCUCGCCCGGGCUGCCCGCGGAGGGCGCCGCGAGGAGCCUUGGCCGCCUUGCGCGGCGGCGCUCGGGUCCGCCUCCUCCCGCGUGUCGGUGACGAGCCUGCGAGGGUGUCGGGAGGAUGGGAGGAGGAGGAGCACCUGCCUGAGCAACUCGGGUGCCUUCAUGGAACCUUGCCCCACGCCCAGCCGCACCAUGGGGAUCGCCAGGGGAACGACAGGCCCCGCAGGUGGAGGGGCAAGCCGGAGCCUUCGCACGGAGCCUCGCCCAAAGAGCCCUCGCUGGGGCGGGCCGGCCGCAGUGGCAACGUUCCCGAGUGAGGCCGAUGCAGCAGCAGCCCUCCCUCUGGAAAGCUGUCUGCAGGAAGAGAGGCGGGAGCAGCCAAGCCCCAGGAACAAGCAAGUGGGACCGGGAGCGGCUGGUGGGGAGCGCCUUCCUCCAGAGCAGCUGAAGAGGCAAGCGGAGGCGGCAGGGACCCCUCUGGAGCCCCUCGGUGAACAGGGUGCUUCCCCCACCCAAGUCCUGGAUCGUCCGGAAGAGGCACUGGCAACAGUUCCAGCUGUACGGAAGCGUUCUCGUGGGCGGAAGCGGAAGAAGGCUGCUGCCCGCAGAGGCCCCAGCCCCAGGGAACCUCCCAGGGUACCGAGCGAGGGCCCAGGGCCCUCGCAGAAUGGCCCCCUUCCUCCCGUGAGAGUGCCAAAGAAACGAGGGCGCAAGUCCAAGGCGGAGCUGCUCCUGCUGAAGCUGUCGCAGGGCCUGGAGUGCCAGGCACACGACCAGAAGCCGCGGGCCGGCAGGGAGGACACAGACAGCCUCGAGGCGACCCCGGAAGGGGGCCGGCCCAAGCGUCGAGCGGCAAAAGUAGCCCUCCUUUACCUGCAGGAGCUGGCUGAAGAGCUGACCUCCGUGUACCAGGCCCCCGCUGGCGACGAGAGCGCAGAGAACAGCCCCGAAGAACCUGGCCGAAAGCGGCGCAGCCAGAGGCAGCAGGAACCAAGGCUGGAGGAUGCAGACUUUGUCCCCUCUGAGGACGGGCUUCUGCACGAUGAAGAGGAGGAGGAGGAAAGUGACCUCCUCCUGAGUGAAGCCUCAGAGUCCGAGUUGGAUCCCGGCCUGCAUGGAGCAGUGAGGUCCAAGGCGCACUACCGGGGAUUUGCCUCCAAUGGCUUGCACAACUCCAUCAUGGCUCCCCUGUCAAAGUCCCUCACGACCACGCACCGCUUGCGCGAGCAGCUCCACUCUCACUGGGAGUUUCCCGAAUGGAUCCCCUCUGCCCGGCAGUGGGCCUUCCUCUCCGAGAGCCAAGCAGAGAAAUACCUCCCUGCUGAGACCAAAUCUCCGCUUUUCUCCAUCCAGCGGGAAGGCUUGGAAGAAGACUGCGGUGCUCUGUACCGAAUUAACAGGUUUAACGCCUUGCAGCCCCACAGGGAGCGCCUGGACCUGACGUUCUUCGUUGGCGGGCCUGUCUGGGCGGUGGAGUGGUGCCCCACCCCGGAAGGCUCCCAGGCGGCCCAGCAUGUCGCCGUCUCCUGCAACCCCAGCAUGGACGAGCGGCACACUCUGGUGGGCAUCCACAAAGGACCGGCGCUGCUCCAGCUCUGGGAGCUUGGACCCCUCCAGCAAGAUGCAGGGUCGGCCACCAAGCCCGGGCUGGCGUAUGCCAUUGCCACCGACCAUGGCUGCAUCUGGGACAUGAAGUUCUGCCCCAGCGGAGCCUGGGAGCUGCCUACCACCCACCGCAAGGCCCCGCAGAUGAGCCGGCUGGGGCUGCUGGCGGUGGCCUUCUCUGAUGGCAAGGUGCUGCUGUACAGCCUUCCUCACGCGGAGCCGCUGCGCGCCUGCAGGAGAGCCCAGGCCGCGGGUGAGCUCUCCUCCCGGCACGCCAUCUGCAAGGUCCAGUGCGUGGCCACCCUGCAGGUGGGCUCUAUCCAAGCCGGGGGCUCCUCCGAGUGCGGCCAGUGUUUCAGCCUGGCGUGGAUGCCGACCAAGCCACACCAGCACCUGGCAGCCGGCUUCUACGAUGGCACCGUGGCCCUCUGGAACCUCUCCAGCCAGUCCCUGCUGCAGAGGGUGCGCCAGCCGGAUGGCUCCCUGAAGCUGUACCCCUUCCGCUGCUUCCUGGCCCACGACCAUGCCGUGCGCAACAUCCAGUGGUGCAAGGCGAACAGCGACUUCAUGGUGACUGCAGGGAAUGAUCGCAAGAUCAAAUUCUGGGACUUGCGCCGGCCGCAUGAGCCUCUCAACAGCAUCAAGCGCUUCCUGAGCACGGAGGUCGCCUGGUUGCUGCCCUACAGUGGCGUCACGGUCGCCCAGGACAACUGCUACGCCUCGUACGGCCUGUGUGGCAUCCAUUACCUGGACGCCGGCUACCUGGGCUUCCGAGCCUACUUCGUGGCCCCACGCAAGGGCACUGUGUGGAGCAUCUCGGGAUCUGACUGGCUGAACUCGGUGGUGGCCGGCGAUGUCACGGGGGAGCUGGUGGCUGCUGUGAUGCCCGACCUCUCCAUCAACCCACACAACGUGAAGCGCCCCUCAGAGCGCCGCUUCCCCAUCUGCAAGGCCAGCCUGCUUCCCUGCGAAUCGCUUGGCAAGGAGGCUGUGCUGGCUGGAGCCACGGAGAAGCCUCCAGUGGAGGGCCGGACGUACAGCGCAUCAGUGGCUCAGAACUACCUCAUCUUCCGGGACGCGGACCUGAGGAGUUUCAAGCACUUCUUCAAGCGGAAGCCCCGGAAGCCGGUGCUGGGAGCAGAGGUGAAGGAGGGGGACGGCCUGGGCCGGCUGCAGUUAGAAGCCGUGCACAAGCUCCCUUUCCGGCAGGUUCGCUUCAGCCCCAACUUGGACUGCCACAGCUGGCUGGUCUCGGGGGGCCAGUCCGGCCUCGUGCGGCUUCACUGCCUCCGUGCGCUGGCGUCCCCCGCCAGCCGCAAGCUCCUGCUCGAAUGCCAGGUGCAGUUCAGCGCCAUCUUCGACGCAGAGGGGCCUCCAGCAAGCAUCCCUGGGGAGCGUGGCGGUGGCAGCUGAGCAGCACCCGGGGCAGGUCUCUGACAGCGGCAGCUGUCGCCGCGGGAUCGCUGGCGUCCUCCAGAACGGCGCAGCGCCGGCAGCGGGCAGGUGGGCCAGCCAGAGCUGCAGCGAGGCCGGCCGGACCGAGCAGAGGACAGCAUGGGACAGUCCGAGCUGGCCAGGGAGGCCGCCCCCUUUGUGGGCGGCCAGAAGAGAAGGAGCCCGCCCCCUCCCGCCCCCAGCCGUGUGGCCGGGCCUUCCGCUCUCACGCUCUUCCCUGCACAGGCCACAUGGCUCCGGCUGUGGGGGGGAGAAGCAGGGUGGGAAGGUCACUCCUGGCCGGCCAGGCAGGGUGGCACUCCGUGCUCCCUCUCCCUGCCUGGAGCGCCACCCCAUGCAAUUGGGGCUGGGGCGGGGGAGGACCCCGAGCAGGACCCCAGGAGGGCUGGUGGCCGCCCCUUGCCUCGGUGGGCACCACUUGCUCACAUUGAGCCGUUUUGUCGUCCGUCUUCACCAUUACUAAAGUGUGUUUUGCUUUGUA